UGCGCACAAGUUUUGGCAGGACAGAGGGGGCUCUCUGCGGGGCAGAACUAUAUCAAAGACCCUUCAAACACAGGAAUACUUCCACCGUGCCUUAACAAACCAUCUGUUUGUCAACUUUGAAGUAUUUUCAACAACCCCCGAUUCGACAAUGACUGCGACUGUUGUGUCCUCCUUCUUCGACUACGAAGUGAUGAAUAAGAACAAUAAGGUGAUGAGCUACAACAGUCCCCUCUCCAGUCCCCAUUUACAGUCUGUCCCCACCACCGGUGCCAAUACCCCCUUUACCCCCACCGGGUCCCUGCUGGACAGGAAGGUGGUGGGUACCCCUUCAGUGGGACUCUACCAGCGCCGCCACUCCGUGUCCAUUACCAGUUCCAAAUCAACGCAGAACCAAUUUAUCAACAGCCUCAAGAUGGACGGCUCGGCUUCCAUGAACGGGAGCAGCAACAACAAGGAGAACCGCUUCCGCGACCGGUCCUACUCUGAGAACGGGGAGCGUCUAAGGCCGAGCAACAUCACGUGCAUUAGUGCCAACGGAAACAGCCAAGUUAACUCAAGCCGCUAUAAGACCGAACUCUGCAGGCCCUUCGAGGAGAACGGCACUUGUAAAUACGGUGACAAGUGCCAGUUUGCCCAUGGGAUGCAUGAGGUUCGUAGUCUAAAUCGCCACCCCAAGUACAAGACCGAGCUCUGUCGCACCUUCCACAGCAUUGGUUACUGCCCAUACGGGCCGCGCUGUCACUUCAUCCACAAUGCAGAGGAGCGCUGCGGACCCCCUCCUCUCUCCGCCUUCAACAAGAUGGAGCGCCCCCGCCUUCAUCACAGCUACAGUUUUGCCGGUUUCCCAAGCUCAGGUGGCUCCCAGGACAGCCCAACCUCUGUCACACCUCCACCCAUAUUUUCCACCGAAGAUGUCAAUGAGUGGCCCAGCAACCCUUUCACUUACUCCAGUCAAGAGCUUGCCAACUUGUUUGCGCCCAGUUUAGGUGGCACCACUGUUCCUGAUCUGCCCGGUCCUCAUUCUCCCACCGCACCCUCCUUCUUCAGGCCAAUGUCCGAGUCGCCCCCAAGCCCUCCGGAUUCCCUCUCCGACCAGGAGAGUUACCAGAGCAGCCUGGGCAGCCAGAGCGGAUCCGAGUCACCUGUGCUGGAUGCCACACGUCGCCUCCCCAUCUUCAGCAGACUCUCCAUCUCUGACGAUUAAAACCUGCCCUCAGGGGUUUCAGGCAUGAGAGAGAAAGCACAGAGAGAGCUGGCGAGAAAGAGAGUAAUUUUCCUCCUUGCAAUCCCUUCCUGUCCUUGCUUUGUUUACAGCAGAGAAGUGGACUAAAGUACAGUGUUCUCGUAGCCACUGAGUCAAAUCAGAAAACCUACUACCCUGUAGCAUCAACCAUCGGCGUAUUCCCAAGCCUCCCUAGACGUCUUUAACACGCCUGACGUAAUGCAAAAACAACGAACUGUUCCCCUCAAGGCCCACUUAAACGUUGAGGUCUCAAAAUCCUCACUGGAACAUGUUAAACGAAUCCAUAUUUAGUUCAUAGUGUUCGAACUAAAAAGCAGAGUUUUCAAAAUUGUUCAAGGACCUUCUUGUUCGAAGAAUCUACUGAAUAUUACAGCAACAACGUGCUUUACAGACCUGGAAGUGCCACUUUUCUUGCGGAAGACCCUCGCCGGUAGAUCCUCGGGACUUUAAGUGCCUAUCAAACAAUUUGUUUCCUACUUGUUCAAUCACAUUGAUUUUCGGAGAUCUGGGGUAGAAAAGGUUUAAAGAAAGAAUCAAACCCAUCUUAGAUUUGUAUGAAUCAUUCUGAAAGAUAUUUGUACGUCUAGUGGUGCUAAAUGCGCUGUCACCGUGGUAAUUAUCCCUAGAACAUGUGAUCCCUUGCGCUAAAAUAGUGUGUUCUGGUUGUUGGAUUAUGUAAGAGAGAUGUCCUUCCUGUUCAUGUUACCACUAAAGAUGUGACUUCAGUGGCCACUAAUUGUUUCAUUGCAAACAGAUCGUUGAAUUGUUCUAUCUUUAAUUCAAUAUUGUAUUUCCCCUAUUAUUGUUAUAAUAUAGUUAUUAUUGCAUCAUUACAAUUAUUGUUGGUAUUUUCUGUUUGGAAAUGAGAACUUUAAAACUGAAAGUUUUGCUUGUCAGUGCUUAUUUAACUUAUCAAAAUGUAUUUAUUGCUGAUUGUAAGCAUUUUUUUUAAUUUUGUUUGUAUUUAUCUGGAUAAUGAAACAAUAGAAUAUAUUUUCCUUUAUGUUAAAUUAUGAUCUUCCGUAUUAAUCGUAAGAUUGUGAAGACCUUUUUUUCGUUAAGUUUCAACAGUUAAUAUAUUAUACUGCAAUGACAUUUUGUAACUACAUUUUGAUUUAUUUUUAAAGUGAAACUUAAUUUAAAAUGAGAAUGCAAAGAGGAUUGUUUUGCAUUUUAUUUAUUAUUUUUCUCCCUAAUGUUGGACUGCAGUUUCAGGAUGUUUAUGCCUCUAUAAUCCAUUAUUAUUUGGCUUCGACCGUCUAGAAUGUAAACCGAGUUGUCUUGACAAUAACAGUCCUGUGCCUGUGAUUUUAGAAAUCUGAUGUUUAGACUGGGAUCCUCUCAUUAAGACUCCUUUUGGUAUGAACAAAUAGUAGACAAUAAAUGCAUUAUAGUACAAAUCUCAUGACCCUCGCAGUGGUCCGAACCUCUGAUCGCAGCAGCAUUUUGAUCUAAAUGGACGGUUAAUAAGGGAAUUGUUAAAUAUGCAUUUGUGUAUUUAUUUUGCCCAUUUUGAAACCAUGUUAUGUACACCAGCAAACAUGUGUUGUUUUGAUUUGUUAUGACUCAAAAUUCUUAUUUAUUUACAGAUUUUGGACCACUUCUAUACUUGCUAAGUGCCUAACAGUACAUUCCAAGAGUCUUGAACCUUUUUAGGAUUGUAAUCCAGAGUCGUUAUAUAGAUUUUAGUUGAAAUUCGGGGUUAACAGGAUUGACAUUGAGCUAGCUACAGUUGAAUGUGUCCUAUGUUAGCAGCUACUGCUGUUCACAUCAAUAUGUUUCUUUUGUAACGACAGAUUGCAGUUUAAAUCAAUAAAAUACCUAUUUAUAAGCAAA
Molecule: messenger RNA, 3079 nt
Organism: Sinocyclocheilus rhinocerous
Lineage: Eukaryota; Metazoa; Chordata; Actinopteri; Cypriniformes; Cyprinidae
Product: zinc finger protein 36, C3H1 type-like 1
Exons: 2
Coding region: 149-1204 (351 amino acids)
Molecular function (GO): mRNA binding; metal ion binding
Source: RefSeq, a predicted model, not a curated record